Messenger RNA from Acanthosepion pharaonis, 471 nucleotides. Lineage: Eukaryota; Metazoa; Mollusca; Cephalopoda; Sepiida; Sepiidae. The record is from the annotation of a GenBank genome assembly.
AUGGCUAUUAGACAGAAAACACCAGCAUUGGCCAGUGGUUUUACUCGAGGUCCAGUUCAAAUUGUUCGAUCAUCACUGCCUUAUCAGAUCCUCCUUUACUUGAACCAGUGGUAUUUUGGCCUCUUUUUUCUGGCUGAAUUACUCCUAUAUAUUUUCAAAGGUCAAACAUUGCCUUUUGCUCCUCAAAUUCUUCCAAUAGAAAUUGUUUUAAUCUUUAUUUUGCUUCUGCUGGAAUUUUUUCGCAUCUUCUUUGGCAAAAAAGGCAAUCUCACUGAACGCAUCAGUAGUAUGAGUGCAAGUAUCUUUUUGAGCAUUCCAUCUUUAAUAGGUGUUUUGUACAUAGCCUUUUGGCAGACUUAUGUUCUACGCAUUGAACUUAUUCUUGCAUCAAUCCAGACCACCUUCAUCAGCUUAGAGCUUAUAUUUGCCAUCCUGUCAGUGAUAACUUUUGCAAGAGCCACACCAUAUUAA